CAGAGGUGAUCGGCUGCAGAUAUGAGAAUCAUAACAGGUGUUGAAGAUUCCAGAGGAAAAACGGAAAGCGACUUAAUAGACGUUAGCCAAUCAGAGUUGGAAAUGUAUGGAAACUACCAGUCCCUGAUGCUCAUUACUGGCUUUGACAAUUCUUCUGUUCAGGUCUCCCACCUGAGCUCCACCCCCUCACAGCCCCUUAGCAUCAUGGUGGGCCCCCUCACCCUCACCCACCACCCCCAUCACCAUCACCACCCCUCCGUCAUCAGCACCACCAUCAACCCCGGGCGGCCCCACCCAUCCCCCAUAAGCACCCUGGGCUCGCCAUUCAAUGGGCUGGGCGGCUCGCCGUACUCCGUCAUCACGUCGUCCUCUCUGGGCUCGCCAGGUGUCUCCAUGCCCCACACGCCCACCAUAGGCUUCAGCACGCUCUCCAGCCCACAGGUAAACUCUCUGAACAGUGUGAGCAGCAGUGAGGACAUCAAGCCUCCUCCAGGCCUGGCUGGACUGGGUCACAUGAACAGCUACGGCUGCAUGAGCCCAGGGUCCAUGUCCAAGCACAUCUGUGCCAUCUGUGGGGACCGAUCCUCAGGGAAACACUAUGCCGUGUACAGCUGUGAAGGCUGUAAAGGCUUCUUCAAAAGAACCAUCAGGAAGGACCUCACUUACACGUGUCGAGACAGCAAGGAGUGCCUGAUCGAUAAGCGCCAACGCAACCGCUGCCAAUACUGUCGCUACCAGAAGUGUCUGGCCAUGGGCAUGAAGAGAGAAGCUGUGCAGGAGGAGCGUCAGCGGGGCCGGGACAAGAGUGAUAACGAGGUGGAGUCAACCAGUAGUUUCAACGGGGACAUGCCGGUCGAGAAGAUAUUGGACGCGGAGUUGGCCAUCGAACCCAAGACUGAAGCUUACAUGGAGGCCAGCACAGGCAACUCUAUGAACGACCCGGUCACCAACAUCUGCCAGGCAGCAGACAAGCAGCUAUUCACCCUGGUGGAGUGGGCCAAAAGGAUCCCCCACUUCUCUGAGCUGCCCCUGGACGACCAGGUCAUCUUAUUACGAGCAGGCUGGAAUGAGCUGCUCAUCGCCUCGUUCUCCCAUCGCUCUGUGACAGUGAAGGACGGGAUCCUCCUGGCCACGGGCCUCCACGUCCACCGCAGCAGCGCCCACAGCGCAGGAGUGGGCUCCAUCUUUGACAGAGUGCUGACGGAGCUGGUGUCUAAGAUGAAAGACAUGCAGAUGGACAAGACUGAGCUGGGCUGCCUCCGAGCCAUCGUCCUCUUCAACCCAGAUGCCAAGGGCCUGUCUAAUCCUACAGAGGUGGAGGCCCUGAGAGAGAAGGUGUACGCCUCGCUGGAGUCCUACACUAAACAUAGAUACCCAGAGCAGCCUGGCAGAUUUGCCAAGCUGUUGCUGCGUCUGCCUGCACUGCGCUCCAUCGGCCUCAAGUGUCUGGAGCACCUCUUCUUCUUCAAGCUGAUCGGAGAUACGCCCAUAGACACGUUCCUCAUGGAAAUGCUUGAAGCGCCGCACCAGAUCACAUGACACGAGUUGUAUCCAUUGUAAAUACCCCCUGAACCCAAUUCCCAGAUCCCCUACCCUUACCCCAGAGUGCAACUGCUAUGAAAUCAAACUUGAGAGUUCUUAACUUGCAUAUUUUGUACCAACCACAAUUAAUAAUGUGAAAAUAAAUGUUCCUAUUGGUAUUUUAAGAAAAUGCAACACUGUAAAAGGUGAAUUCUAAAGAAGGAUUUUUUUUGUUGUAAAUAGAAGAGUAUUAAUUAUCAGAUCUAGCAACAACUGAAUGCAACAUGAAGUCUUAUUUUAUUCAGUGAUGAAUAGUAUGAAAUACAGUGUCACUAGCAUAGAAUGUCUGUGGGAAUAAAAUACAAAAGAUGA
Oncorhynchus nerka (sockeye salmon) is the source of this 1893-nucleotide messenger RNA. It is a transcript of the gene rxrga, whose product is annotated as retinoid x receptor, gamma a. Gene Ontology annotation, molecular function: nuclear receptor activity; zinc ion binding; retinoic acid-responsive element binding. Gene Ontology annotation, cellular component: nucleus. The record is from RefSeq and is a predicted model, not a curated record. Gene Ontology annotation, biological process: cell differentiation; anatomical structure development; response to retinoic acid. Lineage: Eukaryota; Metazoa; Chordata; Actinopteri; Salmoniformes; Salmonidae.